This is a messenger RNA of Cyclocybe aegerita, 1296 nucleotides long. Lineage: Eukaryota; Fungi; Basidiomycota; Agaricomycetes; Agaricales; Hemipholiotaceae. The record is from the annotation of a GenBank genome assembly.
AUGACCUGGGAGUCCCUCUUCGACAUCCUGAACAGGGACGACUCGGACACACACUCUCCCCCCGGGCCUCCUCGGCCAUCUUCUCCAAGAGACUCUAGUUCCAUAUCGCCAAACGACUCAGAUCUCCCCAACAGAGAGCCCUCAUACGACGACAGUUUUAUCUUCGAGGGCGACUUAUGCGAAUGCGAAUGCGGGGCGUACCACUCCGAGUCUGAAGGAAACCCCUCCAAGUCCUUCGAGGAUGAAGUCUUCGAGGAGGUCUUUGAGGAAUGUAUCGCGUCCGAUCAGGGCAUGGACAUUGAUGAGGAGUUGAACGACCAGGACGACAAUCGGUGGGUCAUUCCACCCCUUUCCACUUCGGUGGUCUUUAAUUGUAACACCCUCACACGGCUUUCUACUAGCACCAGACUCCCCCAAGCCAACUUCCCUGUAUCCCUCGCGUACAUCCUCCCACCCACACCCACAGAAGCUGAACGAAACGAGAUAUGGGACGCGGCGAUGUCGGUCCGCGACCGGCCUUAUGCGCGUCGUUUAAUUCUGGAGAAGCAGGGGGGGUUGAGCAAGGAAGAGGACUACAUGAGGGUGGAGACGUGGGCUCGGGAAGGGUAUUGGCUUAACGUUGGGGAGGAAGAAGUGAGCCAGGGAAUGGGAGACGGGAUGGGUGGUGAUGCACAGGAGGAAGAGGAAGAAGACAGCACCCAAGAACUCGACGAUGGGAGUCGCCGGAUGGCCGACAAUGACAAAGUCGAUGGAGAGACGGACUGCCAGUGGGAUGGUGGCUCUGACUCAGACUUGGGUUCGGAGGCGACCUUGGCCUCGAGAUUGGAAGCCGCCAACGGCGAGUAUGAGCAUUUGAAUAAGAGUCCGCCUUCUCCGCCGGCACGGUUUGAGCGUGAGUCUAAGACGUCGGGUUUGACCUUGGAGAACGUCAGCGAAGAGGUCAAGUAUCCGACUCCAGCUUCAACGUCAACCUCGAAGCCGACUCCUCUUUCAACUUCCACCUUUGACAUCGCAUCCCCUCGGACGCCAGCGCCGACUCUUGCCUCAUCCUCUUCGAAUUCCCCAGGCCCAGCCACGACGGAUCUCAAAGACGAAGACGAAGACGAAAAUCGCGGAGGAGGUCCUGGUCCAGAGGUCGGCCAUUCAGUGGCAUCUCAAGAGCGGGCAGAUGUGUCGGUUGAACUUGAAGCCGUUGAAGGCGAAUGCGAAGGCGAAGACGAGGGAGUAGAACCAAAGGGGGUACGAACGUUGAUAGGGAUAUAUAGUGAUAAAGUAACACAAGUAAACGUGAUAUGA